UUUAACUAUACAGAUAGAUAUAUACUUUAUAUAUCUUUAUAUAUAAAUAUAGUUAUUGUCUCUACUAUACUGUGUUGUACUGUACUUAAUAUCUAUAUUAAAUUAUAAGUUAUACCCUAUAUUUUCGACCUGUAAUCGAAAGCUUUCUACCCCUUUGUGUUUUAUAAAUUUAUUUCUCGAUUCUCUCUCUCUUUUUAAACCAGUACUACUACCAACACAAUGAGCAUGGCCCUUAGCAGUCCUGCACCCGCCGAAGAGCAACCAAAAAUACUGGAUGAGGUUUUGAGUGUUGUCAAGAUUCAGGCUCAUCUGAUGAACAAGUGUCUUGAUAACGAUAAGCUUAUGGACGCUUUAAAGCACUGUUCAAAUAUGUUGGCCGAGUUGCGUACCUCUGCCCUAACCCCAAAAACCUAUUAUGAACUUUAUAUGGCAAUCUUUGAUGCCCUGAGACACUUGACGGUCUAUUUGAUGGAGGCUCAUCAUGCAGGUCGCCACCAUUUGGCGGACUUGUACGAAUUAGUCCAAUACGCUGGUAAUAUCGUACCACGUCUUUACCUGAUGAUUACCGUGGGUGCAGCAUAUAUGGGUAUGCCAGAUGCUCCUGUUCGAGAAAUCAUGAGAGAUAUGAUGGAGAUGACAAGAGGCGUCCAACACCCCACACGCGGUCUCUUUCUUAGACACUACCUUAGUGGAAUGACUCGUGACUAUCUCCCGGUUGGUGAGAGCUCAGGUCCAGAGGGAAAUGUCCAUGAAUCAAUUCAUUUUAACCUCACAAAUUUCACUGAGAUGAACAAAUUAUGGGUCCGUUUACAGCACCAAGGACACUCGAGAGAUAGAGAAAAGAGAGAAGCUGAGCGCAAAGAACUUCGUAUCUUGGUUGGUACAAAUCUUGUUCGCCUCAGUCAGUUGGAUGGUGUGGAUCUUCGUGUUUAUCAAUCGUUGAUCUUGCCUGGUAUUUUGGAUCAAGUAGUGAGCUGCCGGGAUAUCAUUGCCCAAGAAUACUUAAUGGAAGUAAUAAUUCAGGUAUUCCCGGAUGAGUUUCAUCUUCAGACUCUGCAGCCUUUCCUUGCUGGUACUGCUCAAUUGCACCCCAAGGUUAAUGUCAAACAAAUAAUCAUUGCUUUGAUCGAUCGUUUGGCUGCAUAUGCUGCUCGUGAGGCCGAGAUUGAACCCGAGGUCGAUGAACAGAUUUCGGUCACAAAAGAUGAGCCAGCAAAAGAAAAUAAAUCUGCUGAAGAAGGAGAAGAAAAGUCUAAAGAAACUGGAGCAGAUGAAAAUGCAAAGGAGGAGAAAUCAAAGGAAUCUGCAGAACUCUUGACAGAUGAGUUGCCAGAUGCCACACCAGAAGAGCCAGAGAAGUCUGAAACAUCAGAGCAGGCACAACAGACAGAGCAAGUACAACAGGUCAAACAGAUUCGUGGUAUUCCUGAAAAUGUCGAGCUCUUUAUCGUAUUCUGGAACCAGAUAGUUGAACUUGUAAAGGCACGCCCUAAUCUUUCAAUCCAAGAUCUCACUGCCCUUCUCGUGUCCUUACUCAACCUCUCGUUGUCCUGCUACCCCAAGAAGAUUGACUAUGUCGAUCAAAUCUUGGCUUAUGCCAAAGAUAAAGUGCACGAGUACACCGACUCUCCAGACUUUCACUCCAAGCAGACCGAGGGCCACUUACUUGCACUCUUGCUGGCACCCAUCAAGCACCACACUUCAGUCUUGAUCUUGCUGGCUCUUGACAACUACCAGCCCCUUUUGGCCCUACAGCCUUUCACGACCAGACGGAAUGUGGCGGUCUCGGUAGUUCUGAGUAUUCUGAAGGACGAGACGAUCAUCAGCAGUCCGGCCGAGGUGCACGGAAUCCUGGACCUUUGCGAUGUCAUAUUGCGCGAACAGAAAGAUGCUCCGAUGGCUUCUGCUACUCCAACUCCCAUGUAUGGAAAUUCUAUGGAUCGCAAGACGGCUUUUACCAGUUUAGAAGACGAGGAAUUGGCAGAAGAACAAGGCUGGAUUGCUAAGUUGGUCCAUCUGUUCCGAUCAGAUAAUGAGGAUACUCAGUUUUUGCUUUUGUCGGCAGCAAGAAAGCAACUGGGCGAAGGCGGUGAUCGUAUUCGAUACACUUUCCCAUCCCUUAUUAUCUCAGCUGUCAAGUUGGCACGUAGAUACAAGACCCAUGAAGUUAAGGAUGAAAUUUGGGAGAAAAAGACUUCAGCAUUAUUCCGUUUCAUUCACCAAGUCAUCUCGGUUCUUCACAACAAAUGCGAAUGUACAGACAUGUGUCUUCGCCUGUUCUUGAUAGCAGGACAAAGUGCAGAUGAGGGAGGCUUUGAAGAAAUCGCAUAUGAGUUCUUUGUAGAGGCCUUCACAAUUUAUGAGGAGUCUAUCUCCGAAUCAAGGGCCCAAUUCCAGGCCAUUACAUGCAUUAUUGGUGCUCUGCAACAAACACGCGUCUUUUCGGCCGAUAGUUACGAUACCCUGAUUACCAAGGCUGCGAUUCACAGUGCCAAGCUGCUAAAGAAACCUGACCAAUGCCGGGCUGUCUAUAUGUCCUCUCACUUGUGGUGGACGACCGAGAGACCCGGAGAGGUUUUGACACCCGAAAAAGAGGAAGAACUAUACCGCAAUGGCAAGCGUUCGGUCGAGUGCCUGCAAAAGGCGCUUCGAAUCGCAGACAGUUGCAUGCACUCUGGUACAAAUGUGGAACUAUUUGUUGAGAUACUGAACCGCUAUGUGUACUACUUUGAAAAAGGAAAUGAAGCUGUCACAGCAAAAUACCUUAAUGGUCUCAUUGACCUGAUUAAAAGCAACUUAAAAUCUGUCGAUAAUCCUGAUCAGCACCCCUUGCCUUCAAGUUCUUCGAGACUAUUGGACCAAACCGGGCCAUUGUCGGAGUACGUGCGUCGCCACUUUGUUGCUACCUUGGCUCAUUUGCAAAAGCUCAAGGCCAAUUCGGGUGAAGAAUGGCAGGAGCUUGUUUGUGAUGAUGAUGAUAUAUAAAAAUAACAAGAACAAGCUUAAAAAAGAAAUUAAAGUAAAGUAAAGUAUAAAACACAAUAAAAAGCACGCAAGCAACGCAACCCAACGCAGGGCAAUACUUUUUUUUUACAU
Phycomyces blakesleeanus NRRL 1555(-) is the source of this 3096-nucleotide messenger RNA. RefSeq lists its product as hypothetical. Gene Ontology annotation, cellular component: late endosome; retromer complex; retromer, cargo-selective complex. The record is from RefSeq and is a predicted model, not a curated record. The transcript is spliced from 10 exons. Bases 220 to 2985 code for a protein of 921 amino acids. Gene Ontology annotation, biological process: retrograde transport, endosome to Golgi; intracellular protein transport. NCBI's taxonomy places the organism in Eukaryota, Fungi, Mucoromycota, Mucoromycetes, Mucorales, Phycomycetaceae.